AUGUGUUGGAAACCAAAGAUUUCUCUUUUCUCACAUAAUAGCAGUUGUGUUCCCUUUCUAGUUAUAUUUGCAUUCUUAUCUUUCUUCCUCGUAUGUACAACAACAGACGCAUUGAAUGCAAGUACUUUGAAAGAUAUCUCUAUUAAUGCUUCUGACGUUGUAGAAACCACCAAGAGGGAUUUGGCAAAUUUCACCACCACACUGCUGCUGCUCAUACACGAUGACACUCUCUCAGCAAGCACACGUGAUAUACUUAAGCAACAAUUAUCAACUACAUUGCUCAGUGUGAAGAGUUUCACACAAGAUGUCUGUACGGUUCUUGAACAGCAAUGGUCAAUAACCUCCACUAGUACUAAUAGUGUUAGUACCAGAGUAUCUGCUGUUGAGAACGCUUUACAGAUUGAAACCGUAUUCCUUAUAGAAUUGUCACAUCUCUGCCGUAUCGCAAGGAGACGACUGCGACGAUGGGAUGCAAAACUUAUUGAGAUUUUCGGCAACAAUGAUUGA
Molecule: messenger RNA, 507 nt
Organism: Trypanosoma theileri
Lineage: Eukaryota; Euglenozoa; Kinetoplastea; Trypanosomatida; Trypanosomatidae
Exons: 1
Coding region: 1-507 (168 amino acids)
Source: RefSeq, a predicted model, not a curated record